This is a messenger RNA of Nicrophorus vespilloides, 4994 nucleotides long. It is a transcript of the gene Set1, whose product is annotated as histone-lysine N-methyltransferase SETD1. Lineage: Eukaryota; Metazoa; Arthropoda; Insecta; Coleoptera; Silphidae. Gene Ontology annotation, molecular function: RNA binding; protein binding; histone H3K4 methyltransferase activity. Bases 558 to 4883 code for a protein of 1441 amino acids. Gene Ontology annotation, cellular component: Set1C/COMPASS complex. The record is from RefSeq and is a predicted model, not a curated record. The transcript is spliced from 7 exons.
UAACAAUACGGUGCAUUAAUUGUACAAACAUUGAAUUGUCAAGCUUUUCUUCUCAAGAGAGUAUUUAGGAGGUGGAGAUGAGAAUUGGCAAAUUCGUCCAAUUAUGAAGUUCAUUAUCGAUAAAACGAAAUGUCUCUUUACAUUUUAUAUAUUCAUCAUCUACUUUAUAAGUCUGCUGAAGGCGCUCGGUUACUUCAAUCAUCGGACGACUGGAAAGUCAAAUAUUUUUUCUUUUAACAAUUUUCAUAUUGAUGCACAUGGACAUGGACGUUGUUUUGGACUUGUUUGUGUGUUGCGCGAGAAGUGAAGCUUUUUUGACAGAAUGGAGGUUAUAAACUUCUGUGGCUGAAAUUGUAUUUUUGUUUUGCUCGCGUCGAACGAAACUCAAAUAUUAAAUAAGUUCAUAAAGUUUUUCAAUUUUCAAUUUCGCGAACAAUAGUAAACAGUUCAAAUAUACAGGGGGUUCCAAUGUGGGUAUUGUAAGACUAAGGCCCCCCCCUCUCAUAAUAAUAAUGCAAAGCUCAGUCUAUGAACCAAGUUGAAACUAAUUAAGAAGGAUGAACGGGAACAUGGAUGGGAGAAAUGCACUGGCCGGAGGUGUUGCACCUCCACCCCAAAGCAAGGCACCCAGGAAUUACAAGCUAAUUGUGGAUCCGGUUCUUGUGAAGGGGGCCACCAAGGUGUACAGGUACGAUGGAUUUAUGCCAAAUGAGAAUUCGUUUGGUGCCGCUGCCCCAAGAGACCCCAGGAACCCCCUCAUUCGCAUUUGGACCAGAUUAGAAGUCUUGGACCUUCCAGUGCCCAGAUUUAAAAUUGAUAACAAUUACAUUGGUGAGCCCCCAUCGAUUGAAGUAACAAUAUUCGAGUUGAAUGACAACAUCGAUAAACAGUUCCUGAAGGAUAUGGUUCAGAAGUUCGGUGUGAUCGAAGAGCUAUGCAUUUACUAUCAUCCAGUUUCUAAUAAGCAUUUGGGCAUUGGAAGAGCAGUCUUUGAAGCUGUCAAAGGUGCAAAAGCGUGUGUGGAGAAACUGAACAACACAAGUGUCAUGGGGAAAGUGCUGCAGGUGUUUCUGGACCCGUUCGGUGAGAAAUGCAAAGCUAAAUUCGAAGAGUGCACUGUGGAGAAGAAACCGGCACCGCCUCCGGUGCCGGCGGCGGUGGCUGUGGUUCCUCCUCCAGCAGACGAGGGAAAGAAACCUAUCGAAAUAGAGGACAAGAAAAAAGUGGACGUUGAUAUGGAUAUAGAUCGGAGCUUAGGAGAUUUGGAUAGGAGAUCAUUGAGGAAAGACGAUUACGGUAGGGGAUAUCAUAGGAACGAGUACGCAACACCAGGUGGUUCAGAUAUUGGAUACGCGACGGCUCCUAGUGACUAUUCGGGUUACGGUUCUAGUAAUAGCACACCGCUGCCGCCUUAUGAUUAUAACAUGGCUGCAAUGGGAUCGCAAUAUUAUGGGGGUUAUCAUCAUCCGCAUCCUAUGGUCGCUCCGCCGAUUCCAUGGGGACAUUGGGAAAGUGGUAAUUCGUGGGAUAACAAACCUGCGCCACCGCCAAGUAAAAAGUGGCCAUCCGAAGCUAAUCAUGUGAUCGAGAAGGAUAAAAAGGAUUGGAAAGAUCGCGACCGGGGGAAGAAAAAGGCUGGAAAAACGAAGUCGAAAGAGAAAGAGUGGGGCGAGAAGAACGAAGAAGAACAGAAGACUUUAGAUUUAGACACCAGAAUUGCAAUGCUUUUAAAAGGAAAGGGUUCCGGAGGUAUGGCUCCGCCUUUCUUAACGUUGGGCGACGAUUCGGAAGAUGAAAAGGUCCCAAAUGCAGACGGUGAUAAUAAAUCCAUGCACAUACCGACUUCCGUAGAUAGCGACGAUGAUCAUUCGAGUGUGUCGCUCAGCGAUUUGCCGAUAAAUCCACCUGCGCCGGAUGCUGAAACCGCUGAUCAAGAUCAAGAGGUAAAAGAACCACCGAUUUCGCCGUUCCCUUCGCCAUUUAUAAGUAAAGAAGUUUACCUGGAGUGCCAUAGAAAUAUAAUUGAAAAAGUAUUAAUGGCGAAGCAGAAAGAUGUUUUACUUAAGAAGAACUUGCGUAUGAAAGGAAAAUUGGAAAUUGAUAAAAUUGGUAGCGAUAUCUCGUCAAGCGAGGACGAAUUAUUGACAGGUGAACAUAAUUACAGUCCGAUCGAACGUUCGGACUUUAAAAUCGAAAAUAACGGCAAGAUCGACGACGAUGAUCAAAUGAGUUUGUCGUCGUUGAGCAGCAAUGACCAGAAGAUUGAAGAACAACAACCGGACGAUAUACCUCCACCACCGCCUCCCAUCCCGCCUGGGCACUUCAAUCCGUACCAGCAGUACGGAUAUCCGCCAGGUUAUGGGUACGGAGGAAAUUACGCUGCAACCAGUGGAGAUUGGCGUACGUAUACGGGCUACAGUUCGCAGAUGUAUCUUUCCCAAUAUUCUCAAUUCGGGAAUCUGCAGCAAUCGCAACCGUACAUGCCUUACCAAUUACCUCAACGUCGAUACGAGACCUCGGUGGUGGCCAUAAGUGAUAAAGAUGAUCCGCAUACACCUACAAUAAGCGGAGUGGUUCAGCAAAUUACGCAAGAACUUAAGCAAAUUCUCAAGAAGGACUUUAACAAGAAAAUGGUGGAGAAUACUGCAUUUAAACGUUUCGAAGCUUGGUGGGAAGAGGAGUCCACUAAAGAGAGGAAGGACGAGGACAGAAAUAACGCUAUUGCUGCGGAUCUGAAAAUCAAUCAAUCCAAGGAUAAUCUUAAUGUCCUGCUGGAGUCUAAUCGCGAUAGUCUUUACAGCGGAGAAACUAUUGGCUUAGGGUUAGGUCUGAGAGCUUCGCUGCCGAAAAUGCCCAGUUUCCGUAGGAAAAAAGUGCUGAGUCCUGUGCCCGACGACGAAGACUCGAGGAAACUCUCGGAUAACGAGGAGAUCAUUCAAAAUUCCGAUUCGGAAUCGCGAAAUUCGGCUAGCGUCGCGUCUCGUCCAUUGCGUCGCGUGAGGAAAGCUUCCACCACUAGCAGCUCGGAUGGAUCCAUAUUCAGUGAAUCCAGCAGCGAAUCUUCGUCGGAAGAUGAUAGUAGCGCAUCGGAAUCCGAGGUGGAACGGGUACGAAGAAGUCCGACGCCGCUCGAUAGGAAAACUCCAGUUCCAAAAGUGGAGCCAGAACCAGAAGGAAUUGACGAAGACUUUAGCUCUCCUAAGGAAGAUGUUGUCGAAGCGACGAGUAAAACACCGGCGGAACCUAUGAUCGUUGAAGACGAAGUGAAAAAGCCGAAAAGUACCCUGGACAAGAUGCUUGACAGUGAUAGCGAUUUAAGCGAUGACGAGAAAGAUUACCUCGAACGUAGACGCAGAAACACCGAAUGGAUGAUGCAAAUCGAGAUGGAAAGGCAAGAAAUUGAGAAGAAGAAAGAGAACGUUGAAACAGUGAAAGAAGCUAAAAUGAAGGAAGAAGUUAAGGUCGCGAUCAAGGAAGACGAAGAUAAGAAAUCGGAAGAUAUGGAGAGCGCUGCCAUUGAAACGUUAAUGUCUUUGGCGACGAAGAAAGAAGAGAAACUUCAGUCCAAGAGCUCCGACGACGAGCUCUCGUUGGAUCAACGUAAACGCAAUAAUAAAAGAAACAUUACAAAUAACGGAGAACUUGAGCGAGUUAAAAGUUUGUCCGAGUGUUCUUCCGUCAGCACUCCGGGCUCUCAGGUUGCUAUCGAGCAUAGCUAUUGUAUGCCGCCGCAGAAGGAGAACAUUGAAUUUACCGAUAAACCAGUGUUGACGCAGGAGAGUUUCUUCCACGAUCACGGUUACACCAGCAGAGAGGAACGCGUCAAGUCGCCCAAGCAGAAGCCGCCCAUCAAAGAUAAACCACCCCGACAGCGUAUCAAGAAUGUCAAACAUAAAAAGUUACAGGAGCUGCAGAACUAUCCGGACAUCGAGGAAGAGGAGGAGGCGGAGGAGGAAGCAACACCGAAACCCGUCUCAAAUUUGCAUGGUUCUGUUAAAUUCAAGGAACGCGAUAUGGGCACCGAGAUGGCGCUGCUCUACGAGUUCCUCACGAAGGGCAUCGAUCCUGAAGAUAUUCGCUACUUGCGCAGCUCCUACGAAGCCAUGCUCGCCGACGACUCGAUCGGCUAUUGGUUGAACGACACCCAUUGGGUGGAUCACUGCCAAACAGAUUUAUACUCGACUCCGCCCAAAAAGCGGAAACGCGAUGAUAUGCGAGUGCACGCGACCGGAUGCGCGCGUACCGAAGGUUUCUACAAGAUUUCAGCACACGAAAAGGCCAAAUACAAAUACCACCACACCAGGAGUUUAACAAAUACAUCGCCAAGUACGAAUGCACCGAUCACGAAAAUGCAAGGUUUAUCUCGAGAAGCUCGCUCGAAUCAGAGACGUUUGUUAACGGCGUUCGGCACGGACACCGAUUCCGAUUUGCUCAAAUUCAACCAACUGAAGUUCCGCAAGAAGCAGAUCAAGUUCGCCAAAUCUUCUAUCCACGACUGGGGAUUAUUCGCGAUGGAGCCAAUUGCUGCCGAUGAAAUGGUCAUCGAGUACGUGGGGCAGAUGGUGAGACCAAGCGUCGCAGAUAUCCGAGAAAGGAAAUACGAGGCCAUCGGAAUCGGCAGUUCGUAUUUGUUUAGGAUCGAUCUCGAAACGAUCAUCGAUGCAACAAAAUGCGGAAACUUGGCGCGAUUCAUCAAUCAUAGUUGCAACCCCAAUUGUUACGCUAAGGUGAUCACUAUAGAAUCGCAAAAGAAGAUUGUAAUAUAUUCGAAGCAGAGCAUCGGCGUAAACGAGGAAAUCACUUACGACUAUAAGUUCCCGUUGGAGGACGAAAAGAUACCUUGUUUGUGCGGUGCGGCGACAUGUCGUGGCACGUUGAAUUAAUACGUGGAAAUCUAUUAUCGUGUUCAUCAUCAGCAAAAGAAGAAAAAAAAACAGUCUUGUACAUUUCUCUUAAUGAAGGGCAGACGCAUCAAGAGGAACCAAAAAAAAAAA